AUGAUUGAAGAUAGCCAAAAUGGUCAGCGACGGCUUCCAGCGUGUGAGAGAUGUCGGUCUAGGAAGACGAAGUGUGAUUCACAACUCCCAUUAUGCGCGAACUGUGCAAAGGCUGGGGUUGAAUGUAUGCAUAAACAUAAAGUUUUGGGAAAAGAGAUUACUAGAAGUCAUCUUUGGUCAUUGGAAGAACGAAUCCGUGCUUUUGAAGGAGGACAUGCGUCAUUCGAUCAGCAAUCAGGAACUGGCCAACAAGUACCAAAACGGGCGAGAUUGCUUGAUAAUCAAAAUCGAGACACUUCAAAGGACAAAUCUCCAUUGCCAAUAUCCAAUAGAUCUCAAUUGCCUUCCCAGACUCAGCUGCAUGUAAGUCCUAUAGGAUCUGACAAUGGUUGCUCCCCAGCUUCUUUGAAUGAUGAUAAUGAAAGCUCUAUCCGGGAUAAGAUGGAUUCUUUGCUCGCUACAACUUUUUCUAUAGGAUCGGCUUCCCAUGUCAGCGAUGAACUUGACAGUCAAAUCCGACAGUAUUUAAGCCCUGCUUCUAGGCAAAGUGAAGGGGAAAUCUUUAAGGACAAGGAGCAGGCUUCUAUCAGAAAACUUGGGCAAGAUUUCUUGAAGCAGGCACGUCGGAACAACACUAGAAAUAGACUUACAGACAUAACAGCUUACGAUUAUCAUUUACUCACUAGAUUGGAAAAGCGCUAUUUCGCAUGGAUGAAUAGCGCACACCCCGUACUACAUGAAUGUAUGUUUCAUCUUCAACUAGAAAAAUGCAAGAACAAACCCCAAGAAGCUUCUCUGAUCGACCUUUUUCAGGUAAAUAUGGUCAUAGCCAUUUCUCUAGCUUCCAUGAGUCGGCCACAAUUAUCUGUUUCUGAGAUCGGGCGAAUUGCUCAUGAUUUCUGGAAAUCAGCGACAAAAUUUCAUUCCCGAAUACUCAUUGGUCGUGGAAUUAAAAAGCUUCAAAACAUCUUACUACUAUUACAAUACACUCUAUUAGUUCCCAACGCAGGAAAUUUAUGGCAGCUCUCGGGUUCGGCUAUGAGAUUUGCAACUGAAAUGGGGCUCUACGCUGAACCAAAUCCCUCGCAAGAUUUUGACCCUUUAAGUUUGGACCUUCGUCGACGUAUAUUCUGGACUUGCUAUUGCAUUGAUCGAAUCCUAUCGACAGUAAUGGGAAGACCUACCGGAAUUCCUGAUACUUGGAUAUCUGCUAAAUGCCCUGCUAUGGUUGAGGAUAAGCUGAUAACUGUGUAUGGAAUAGAACCGGGCCCUAUGUGCCACCUAAAGGUUUCCCAAAUUCAACAGAUUCGGAUAUGCCGACUUCAAUCAGAAAUCCAUAAACAAUUAUACGCACCAUCAUAUCAAGAGGAACUACCUCAUAAAGAACUUGUUAAUUGGAGUUGGCAGUUGUAUGACCAACUUAGACUUUGGCGUAGUACAUUCUCCCAUCCUACACCAUUAAUAACGAAGGAGUGGACUGAAUUUCAAUUUCAUAUUGCUGUUGUUUUACUUUUCCGACCAUCUCCUAAUCGUCCAAAGCUAUCUGAUGAGGAACUACAUGUUGCUUUCCAUUCCGCAGGUGAGGGCAUGAAGUUGGUUAAAAUUAUGCAUAGAGAAUAUUCUGCAGUGUUUUCAUGGCUCACAGUACAAAACCUUUUUAUGUGUGGCUUAACAUUUGUUAAUUCAUUGAAAGAACUUGCUAAAAGACGAAAUUCUCAUCAGUUGUGUAUAUCAUUUGUUGAAAUAUUUUUACAAAUUCAGUCUUGUACUGCAAUGCUUGAAACGUUUUCAACCUUGGAAGAAGGAGCCAAUGAGAGAAUAAGAAAUGCUUUUGAAAUGAUAUCUUCGAAUGUUCUUCAAAAUAUCACUAGUAUAGCUCCACCAUUACCACAACAGUCUAGUCAUUAUGGGUGCGUUUGGUUUCAAAUUGCAAAACUAGAUAAUAUUUCUUUAUCAAGGCCAAUACAAAUUGAAGGAAUUAAUGUUCCGAUUCAAGAACGCUCGAAUAUUCUUCAGCAAACUGAUAUCCAAGUUUGGGAAGACUGUUCUAAUGGCUAUGGUGAUGAGCAUUUUUUUGAACAUGACAUUGAUGCAUGCACCGGUAAGGGCAUGCUUAAUUUGCCACUUGAUACGGAUUCAUAUACCAUCAUGAAGAGAAAUAAUCCUCCUCAUAAUUUAGUUCCUUCAGAUCAAGACGAUCAUACAUCAAAUGACAGGACGCAGCCCUUGGGUUAUCAGCUACAUCAAGAAGUCUCGAGUUCUAGUAAUCCUAUGCAACCCUUGAGUACACACGAAGACCCAAGUUUAGAAAGGUUGGCUGCAAUUUCUAAUGCAGCUGCUGAGGCCGAACCUAUUCGUGAUAUAGUUGGAUUUCCUGAUUGGUCCGAAAGUAACUUGGGUGCUGAAUUAGAGCGAUGGUUCCUCUACCCUUUGCCAGAGGCAAGUGAGCAAUUCACUCUAUGA
Messenger RNA from Debaryomyces tyrocola, 2463 nucleotides. Lineage: Eukaryota; Fungi; Ascomycota; Pichiomycetes; Serinales; Debaryomycetaceae. The record is from the annotation of a GenBank genome assembly.